This is a messenger RNA of Candoia aspera, 6891 nucleotides long. It is a transcript of the gene PTPN23, whose product is annotated as protein tyrosine phosphatase non-receptor type 23. Gene Ontology annotation, biological process: protein transport to vacuole involved in ubiquitin-dependent protein catabolic process via the multivesicular body sorting pathway; early endosome to late endosome transport; endocytic recycling. Gene Ontology annotation, molecular function: protein binding; protein tyrosine phosphatase activity. Gene Ontology annotation, cellular component: endosome. The transcript is spliced from 25 exons. Lineage: Eukaryota; Metazoa; Chordata; Lepidosauria; Squamata; Candoiidae. Bases 45 to 5534 code for a protein of 1829 amino acids. The record is from RefSeq and is a predicted model, not a curated record.
CUUGCGCGCCAGGGGGCAGCGGCGGCGGCGACGACGACGACGGGAUGGAGGCCGUGCCCCGCAUGCCCAUGAUCUGGCUGGACCUCAAGGAGGCCGGCGAGUUCGGCUUCCACCAGGCCGUCAAGAAGUUUGUCCUGAAGAACUACGGAGAGAAUCCAGAAGAUUACAGUGAUGAGCUGAAGAAGCUUGAGCAGCUCAGGCAGAAUGCCGUGAACGUGCCCAGGGACUUUGAAGGGUGCAGCAUUUUGCGCAAAUACUUGGGGCAGCUUCACUACCUGCAGAGCCGCAUUCCGAUGGGAGCCGAGCAAGAGGCAGCGGUCCCCAUCACCUGGACAGAGAUCUUCUCUGGCAAGGCAGUUACGCACGAGGACGUCAAGUAUGAGCAGGCCUGCAUCCUCUACAACCUGGGUGCCUUGCACUCCAUGCUCGGGGCCAUGGACAAACGAGUCUCCGAGGAGGGCAUGAAGGUCUCCUGCACCCACUUCCAGUGUGCAGCAGGCGCGUUCACUUACCUUCGGGACCACUUUCCUCAUUCCUACAGCGUGGACAUGAGUCACCAAAUCCUGAAUCUGAACAUCAACCUCAUGCUGGGCCAAGCUCAGGAGUGUCUCCUGGAGAAGUCCAUGCUGGACAACCGGAAGAGCUUCCUCGUGGCCAGGAUCAGUGCCCAGGUGGUGGAUUACUACAAAGAGGCGUGCCGGGCUUUGGAGAACUCAGACACCGCCUCCCUGCUGGGAAAAAUCCAGAAGGACUGGAAGAAGCUGGUGCAGAUGAAGAUCUACUACUUUGCUGCUGUGGCCCAUCUGCACAUGGGAAAACAGGCUGAGGAGCAGCAGAAGUACGGGGAGAGGGUCAUCUAUUUCCAGAGCGCCCUGGAUAAGCUCAACGAAGCCAUUAAGCUGGCCAAGGGCCAGCCAGAAACAGUGCAGGAAGCACUGAGGUUCACCAUGGAUGUCAUUGGAGGAAAGUACAAUUCUGCCAAGAAGGACAACGACUUUAUCUACCAUGAAGCCGUCCCUGCUCUGGAUACCUUGCAGUCAAUUAAAGGUGCCCCGCUGGUGAAGGCUCUUCCCGUCAACCCCACCGAUCCGGCUGUGACAGGCCCGGAUAUUUUUGCCAAACUGGUCCCAAUGGCCGCCCAUGAGGCCUCGUCGCUCUACAGUGAAGAGAAAGCUAAGCUGCUGAGAGAAGUGAUGGCCAAGAUUGAUGCCAAGAAUGAGACCCUGGAACAGUUCAUGGACUCUCUGCAGCUGGACCCCGAGACAGUUGACAACUUGGACAUGUACAACCACAUUCCACCCCUCUUGAUGGAGAAAUGUGCAGCCCUUAGCGUACGCCCAGAGACAGUGAAGAACCUUGUCCAGUCCAUGCAAGUACUUUCUGGAGUUUUUACGGACGUGGAAGCAUCUCUGAAGGAGAUCAAAGACCUGCUUGAUGAAGAUGAGUCUCAGGAGCAGAAGCUGCGAGAGAUGUUGGGGAAGCUGCCCCCGCAGCAGGGAUCCCCACUUUCCUCUGCUGCUGGGGUCGCGGAAGUGGCCAAGGAGUGGGCCAAGUACAUGGAGGUGCACGAGAAGGCGAGCUUCACCAACACCGAACUGCACAAGGCUAUGAAUCUGCACAUCAUCAACCUGAGGCUGCUCAGCGGGCCCCUGGAGCAGGUCAAGGCAGCCUUGCCCACACCCAGCCUCUCUGAAGAGGACAAGCAAGGGAUGCAGAACGUGAAGCGCAUGUUGGCCAAGGUGCAGGAAAUGAAGGACCAGCGGAUGUCCCUGGAGCAGCAGCUGCGCGAGAUGAUCCAGAAGGAUGACCUCACCACCUCUCUGGUGACCACAGACCAGUCCGAGAUGAAGAAACUCUUUGAAGAGCAGCUGAGGAAGUAUGACCAGAUCAAAGUCUACUUGGAGCAGAACUUGGCUGCCCAGGAGAACAUCCUCAAAGCUCUGACUGAUGCCAACGUCAAGUAUGCUGCCGUACGCAAAACCCUGGCCGAGGUGGAGCACAAGUGGAACACGACCCUGCAGACCCUGGUGGCUUCUUACGAGGCCUACGAGGACCUGAUGAAGAAGUCACAGGAGGGGAAAGAGUUUUAUGCCGACUUGGAGAGCAAAGUGGCGAAACUUCUGGAGAAGGCCCAGGCUGCCUGCAAAGCAGCUGAAGGGAGCCGGCAGCAGAUUUUGGAGAAGGAGACGAAGAGGAAGCCUCCCCCCCGGCCGACCACCCCCAAGCCAGCCCUCCAGAAGAAACCCGCAGAUGCAGAGCUGGCCUGUGAGCCGUCGGCCCUGGCCUCCCUCUCCCUGGCCGACCUGCCGGAGGAGCUGCGCAGCCUGCCGCCAGAGGUCCUGGCGGCUCACCUGGCGCAGCUGCCCGCAGACGCCCUGGCCGCACUCCGGGUGGAGCCGGCCUCAGCCUGUGCCGGGCUCAGGGGGCCUGCAGGCGAGGCCUUUGGGGGAGCUGGUCAGCUCCGGCCCCACUUUGACCCAGGGCAGUUCCCGGGAACUGGCCCUCUUCCCCGGCCCUACCAGCCAGCCAGGAUCCCCCCCGGCUCUGGACAGGCCCCUUUCCCUGUCCUGGCUCCUAGGAGCUCUGCGGCCUCUGGCCUGCCCCACCCACAGGUCUACCCCCCGGGGGCUGCUGCUCAACACCCAGUCCUUGCCCCGCACCAGCCAGCCUACCCCGGGGCCCCCCGGCCACCCCCAAGGACAUCUCCCCAGCACAUGCCGAUGCCCCGGUCCGCCCCAGGGGCCGUUUAUGGGGUGGGGCCACUGGCUCCUCCCAGUGGGGUGCUGCCAGCGGGCCAACACACCCCUCUCACGGUGAGGCCUCCUGCCCCGGCCCCAAGCCACUUUGCGCCCCCCCACUUUCCCCCGCACACGCAGGGAGUCCGGCCCGCCACCACCACCGUGGACAGCAUCCAGGCCCCCAUCUCCAGCUGCACGGCUCCCCAGGGGAUGACUGGCUCCCUCCCCCAGUGGGCGGGGCCUCCUUCCCAAGGUGGCUUCGUGGGGGGCCCGCAGGGGUCAGCCCCCUUCCCAUUUGCCUACGUCCCGGCAGGCGGAGCUCCCUUCCUGCAGUCGGGGCCGGCCCCUUUCUCAGCCUCUCAGCCCCAGCCAGGCUUCCCACCCCAGGGGCCACUCCAGCCACCCCCUGAUCGCCCGGCUUGUCUGCAGACUGUGGCAGCUAUGCUGCCCCCCCAGCAGCAGCAGCAGCAGCAGCUGCCCCCCUUCCUUCCCCAGACCCAGCAACCACAGCCAGCGUUCCCCCAGCCUUAUCUGUCCCAGGCCCCGGGCCAACCGGUGCUCCCGAGCCCUGUGCCCACACAUGCUCCCAGCCAAGGGCAGCUCCCCCUCCAGCUGGGCCCCCGGCAUUAUCAGCUGCCCCCCCGUGACCCCCUGCCACCCCCCUCGGGCACCUUGGCCUUCCCCACCACCGCCCCUGGAGGCACGAUGGGCCCUGUUCAGCGGGUCCCCCUUCACCCUGGGCCUCCUGGCACACCGGCCCCAGUCGCCUUUGCUGCUGUUCCCCCUGCUUCGGCCCAGCUUCCUGGUGCCCCCGUGGGUCUGGCGGGCCCUCAGCCCUCUCCCGUGAGCCAGCCUCCCCUUCAUCACGUCCCUCCUGCCCCCAGCCCAGCUCUGAGCCAGGUCUCAGGCGGAGGGGUGGUUCCCCCGCCAGCCCCCUCUCCUCGCCCCUGCAUGACCCUCCCGGCCCCCUGUCUCUUGCCCUCCCAGCUCCCUCCCUCCUCCCUGGCUCCCGGAGCCACGCUGCUGCCCCAGGCCCCCUCUGAGGCCACCUUUCAGCGGCAGAGCUCCUCCCCCGACGACCUCCUGUCCUCCAGCCCCGAGAGCCAGCACGGGGGGGCCAAGGCCACGGUCGGCCAGCCGCUCCUGCAGCCCACCAAGGCCGACGCCAAGGAUGGGCUGAAGCCCAAGGCUGUGCGGCUAAUCGAGGACGACCCCUAUGAGAAGCCCGAGCGCCUCUGGCGCCUCCUGGCAGAUCUGGAGCGCUUCCAGGGCGUAGUGGCCCGCCUCGAGAAGGCCCCUCUGCCGGGCACGGUCAGCGAGCUGGACAGCAUCUGGAAGGAGCUCCAGGAGGCCCAGGAGAAGGACGCCCGGCAGCUCUCAAUCGCCAUCGCCCGCUGCUACUCCAUGAAGAACCGCCACCAGGACGUCAUGCCCUACGACAGGAACCGGGUCAUCUUGCAGUCAGGCAAGGACGACUACAUCAACGCCAGCCGGAUCGAGGACCUCUCCUCCUACUGCCCCACCAUCAUCGCCACCCAGGCCCCGCUGGUCGGCACGGCCUCGGACUUCUGGCUGAUGAUCCACGAGCAGAAGGUGUCGCUUGUUGUCAUGCUGGUCUCCGAGCAGGAGAUAGAGAAGCAAAAGGUGGUCCGUUACUUCCCCACGGAGCGGGGCCAGCCCAUGGUCCAUGGCCCCAUCACCCUGGUCCUCACCAGCCUCAAGGCCACCCCCACCCACCUGGAGAGGAUGAUCACCCUGCAGUUCCGGGAUCAGAGCCUGAAGCGGACGGUCAUCCACCUGCAGUUCUCCUCUUGGCCGGAGCUCGGCCUGCCAGACAGCAAAGGGGAUCUGCUCCACUUCAUCCAGGAGGUGCACAGCCACUACCUCCACCAGCGGCCCCUCCACACCCCCAUCGUGGUCCACUGCAGCUCCGGGGUGGGCCGCACCGGCGCCUUCUGCCUCUUGUACGCAGCCAUGCAGGAGCUGGAAGCUGGCAACAGCAUCCCGGACUUGGCUCAGCUGGUGAAGCGGAUCCGCCGGCAGAGGAAGCACAUGCUGCAGGAGAAGGUCCACCUCAAGUUCUGCUACGAGUCGGUCUUGAAGCACGCCAAGCAGGUGCUGCAGAGGCACGGGGUGACGGCCGCCUCCGCCGGCAAACCGGCCUGCAGCACUGCCCAGAAAUUGUAUGUCCAGCAGGAUCCACAAGACCUGGUGUUGGGGGGUGACGUCCCCAUCAGCUCCAUCCAGGCCACCAUCGCGAAGCUCAGCAUCCGGCCUCUCUCGGGAAGCGCCGAGCCUCCCCCCAAUGGGCGACCAUCAGAGCCCCCGCCCUCGGCUGCCCUGGUGGAUGCUGCCCUGCUCCCAGCACCUGCCUCUGCAGCUCCCCUCGUCUUUCCCGAGCCAGGCUGCGCAGAGGCUGCCCCCCCUUGUCCUCCGCCAGCCACGCCUGCCCCAGGGCCACCCGAGAUGGUGGGGCCUCCGCCUGUGGACCAUGGCAGCCCCGUGGAACAGGAGAGCAACAAGACGGGGGGCCUGCCGGGCCUGCCAGGGGGGGAGCCCUUGGCUUCCAUGCCAGCUCGGCCGCCGCCCCCCCCCUCCUCCUCCUCCUCCUCCCUGGAGCUCCUGGCGUCCCUGACUCCAGAGGCGUUCACCCUAGACAGCGCCCUCAAGGGCAGGCACAAGGUGAGCAAGCAGAGCUUCCUCCAGCCCCAGAACGGGGAGGGCCUGCGAGGAGCUCCCCCCAGCGAUGAUCCCCUCAGCCGGCUGGACCCCCUUUGGACACUCAACAAGGCCUGAGCGGAGGAAGAGUGGUGACAGCAGGCAGGCCGCAGCUGCCACCACCCCGUCCCCCCUCCUCCCGGGCCUGCCUUGUUGCAGGUGGGUGCCUGGGGAGGAUGGGUGGCGAUCGCACAGGCGGACCACCGCAGGAAGCCUGUGCUGCCCACAGCACCUCUGGAGCACCCUGCAGCACUUUCGGUUGGCCAAGCCCUUGUGGAGAUGCUAGACACACAGAACCGUUUCUGGCUGACUUUCCUUCCUGCCUCCUCUCAGCCACAGAAAGGGCUGCUGGCUGGGAUGAGGCCUGCUUCAGUUUGCCUCGAUGGCGGCACAGCAGGGCCAGGGCUGGAGCCAGGCUGCUGCGCCAGUCAGCCUCAUUCUGCCGGCGAAAAGGUUUCAGGGCUGUCCUCCUGUCUUGAGAGGGGCACAAGUUUGAGCCACUCCAGUCCUGUCUUGGGCCUCCUGGCAGCCACCUGCCCAGAGGAGCUCCUGCGAUGCCCGGGCACCCUGUGCUGCAGCCAAGGUGGAGGGCUGCUCCCGCCAUGAGCCUCCUCACCUGGAAUGAGCCAUUAAAGGCUGGGCUGGGACUGCCUCCACCGCUCGGCCCACUUGCCCCCCCUUGUGAAAGUCAGUAGGAUUUGAGACUGUGCAGUUGAUCCUGCCAAAUUGGGGGCGGUCCCAAGCUAACGGGUCCCGGGUGGGGAAGUGUGGGCCAAUACUCUGUUGGAUGUAGUGACCACAGAGUGGCCACCUGAUUGCGGAGUUCCUCCCCCGGGCUUCCUUAGAUGAGCCAAUUCAGCUUCCCAAAGGCUCCAUUUUGGCCCCCAGUAUCGCUCGGGAUGCCCCCCUCUUCUCCAGGAACGCCUGGGCCCUUGAUCCAGGGCCACGGGACACCCUGCCUGGGCCGGUUCGUCAGUUGCCCUCCAGUGGUGCUGCUGACCUGCUUGGGGUAGGGAAUGGAGGCCCAUUUUAACUCGGCAAGGGCUGUGGAAAACUGGUGCGCCCGGUGGGCUGCAGAAGCCCUUGGCAGCUGGUGUGGCCCCUGAGCAGAAAGGGGGGGCAUCUCCUGCAUGAGGGGGGCAGUGGGGCAACAGCCAUGGGGAGCUCAGCAGCAGCAGCGCAGAAAAGCAGCCUGAGACACUCGUCUUUCAUGCGGUCCCCGUUUGCGACAAGAGGGCCACCCUGAACUGGAAGGGCCGAAUUCUGUUGGCUUGUAUUUGCUGGAGGGGAAGGUCUUGAGAGAGGUUCUGGUUUAAUUUUUUUCCUUUUGUACAAAUGUAAUAUUUGCUUCCUGUUUAAAACGUCCUGUAUAACUUAGAACCAAACUUUUUCAGUUCUUUGCUACUAAGGUAAAUAAAUGGGGCAUUGGAGAUGA